AUGGGCCGCCAAAAAGCUGUCGCAAAAGACCUCUUAGCCAGCAUCCCUUUUGACAUUGAUGCUCAGCAAACCCAGCCUCCACCAAAGCAAAAAAGAAUCAAAAAGACUCAGCCAAAGGCAAAGAACCGGGAGAAACUGGCAGAGAGGAAGAGAGAGGUCUCUAGUCUGCAAAAGACUAACAGAAAUCCACAGUCAAAGAUGAAGACUUUGGAAGAUCAAGCCGAGGUCACUAUCAAAGCCAAGGACGAUGCCGAAGAAAAGGUUGGUGCUGCUAAGGCGAUAAACAAAGUCCUUCAAGCCCAACUGAAAGAGGUCAAAGACAAGAUGGUCGAGGCCCAAAGGGAGCUUCAAGACGCCCUGGCCACCAAAGAGGCCGAAAUCAAGGCCGCUGACGAGAAGGGCUAUAAUGAAGGGGAGGAGGUUUUAGUGAGGAAAUCAAAAGAGGCUACUGGGACCAAGUCCCUUUCUCUGAAUGAUCAAGUCCUAGACUUGACUCAAGAUGAGGAGGUUGAAGAGGUUCCCAAAGAUGUUACAGCUGAGAAGGCAUCAGCCGACGUGACCCUUGCCGACAAAAGCCUUGACGAAACCCUUCAACAAAUUGAUGCUAAGCUUGCGGUUGAGAAGGCCGCCGAGAUGUCUUCGCAGCAGUCCUCCGUGAUCCAGACCCAGCCUGCCAAUGAUGCUGAGGAAUCUUAG
This is a messenger RNA of Camellia sinensis, 696 nucleotides long. The record is from RefSeq and is a predicted model, not a curated record. NCBI's taxonomy places the organism in Eukaryota, Viridiplantae, Streptophyta, Magnoliopsida, Ericales, Theaceae.